Aphanomyces invadans is the source of this 2265-nucleotide messenger RNA. RefSeq lists its product as hypothetical. NCBI's taxonomy places the organism in Eukaryota, Oomycota, Saprolegniomycetes, Saprolegniales, Verrucalvaceae. Gene Ontology annotation, biological process: proteolysis. Gene Ontology annotation, cellular component: extracellular region. The record is from RefSeq and is a predicted model, not a curated record. Gene Ontology annotation, molecular function: protein binding. Bases 1 to 2265 code for a protein of 754 amino acids. The transcript has 3 exons.
AUGACGUGUGCCGCGAUCGUAACUCUCGUCGCCGUUGUCUUGGUGGGGUUUCUCUUGACGGCAUCCGCCCAAACCACCUGCUCGGCCAUCGAAGAAAACACUGACUACGAUGGCAACGACAUCAAACAAACCAAACGUGCGAGUGCCGGUAAUUGCUGCGCCGACUGCGUCAACACGCCAGGGUGCACGGUGUACACGUGGGAAAAGGUUGGCACGUCUGGUCUAUGCUAUCUGAAAACGAAACCAGCCAACCGAGUGUACUUUCUUGGCUCCCGCUCGGCCAAACUCGUCUUGCCGUCUGCCACGUGCACGACGAUCCAAGAAAACACCGACUUGCCAGGCAACGACCUCGCUCCCACGCCAGCCCCUACACCUGCACCUACUCCUGCACCUACUCCAUCCCCAACUCCUGUACCCACUCCAGCUCCAACCCCAGCACCUACCCCGACUCCUGCGCAAUGCGGAGCAAUUCUUCCCAACACCGACUUGAUUGGGAACGACAUCGUAAUUCUCGAGCUGUCGACGACAGACCUAUGCUGUGUGGCGUGUACGUCAACAUCGGGCUGCGUGGCAUUCGUGUGGGUCCUUCGCAGCGGUGUUGGCACGUGCAUUCUCAAGAGCUCGAAGGGGACGCCUACAACGUUCGCUGGCGCGAGUGCAUCGUAUUUGAUAGUUCCAACACCAGCUCCGACGCCGUCACCGUGCUCGGUUAUCGAGUACGAUGUCGACUACGCCGGCUACGACAUCUUGUUUACUUCUCGCGCUGACUUCAUGGAUUGCUGCGGCGAUUGCCAAGUCACCGUGGGUUGUUCCGUAUUCGUGUGGAGCCCCGAGUUCGGGGGAAGAUGCUACUUGAAGAGCAAGAAGGGGACCGUGUCGCGGUAUGUCGGAUCUCGCGCGGGGGUGCUUCCUCUCGUCGGCGCUGCCACCAUCAUUUCAAAUGUGACAGCGGGGUUGUAUGGAAUCAACUCGCUUCCACCGAACGCCUUCAACUAUAUAGCAGGCGCUCAGUGGAUUGAUCAGUCGACAUUGGCUGCUGUGAACGCACAGGUCGAGACAUUUGUUGCUGCCAAUGUCGCCAACAAUUUCUCGCAUGCGUCAAGUCCAGUCGACAUCGCCACCAUCAAUAUUGCCUUGUCCAUGACAGUCUAUAUCAACGUGACGUCCGCUGGCGAGUGCGCCGACAUGACGGCCACGUACAAGAACAACUUUUUCACGUACUGGCCGACCAAACUGUACUGCAUCAUCCACCUUCACACUGCCGCGACAACGCUGCAAAUGAUUACAGCGACCGGACAAGCCAUCACGUUCCCGCAAGACUCGGACCCAGCAUACCUCAGUGCGGCUCUCAACAACGUCGCCACCAACGCCGAUUGCAUCCAGGCGUGCAGAGUCAAAGGCAACUGCGCUGGUGUCGAGUACGUCAGUGCGACGAAGACGUGCAGCUUAUACAAACCGCAACCCGCGACGUUCUCGGACGUUGUCGCGGGAUGGGUGUACGAUCCCGUGUCGAACGUAGACAGCGGCGGCAUCCAGUACUCGCAGAUGACCAUGUCGGCGCUUCCCGCCAGGUAUGUCAAGGAGUCGAUCCCCGCGGUCGCCUCGCUGCAAGCAUGUGCGUCGUCGGCCAAGACCAAGGCGAACACGCUGUUUGGCUACAACGCCAACUCCAAAGUGUGCGUGAUGUACGCGCCGACUGCCAGCGCCACUAACCAACUGAGCCUCGUCAACACGCCUCUGGUCCCCGUGCUGCUGGCGGGGACAUUCGGCAGCGACGUGGUCAGCGGAGCCAUGACGGCUUCGACCGCGUCCGACUGCUACAAGUUGUGCAAGAAGGCUCCAUUGGACCAAACGGCAGAGUACUACUCCGGUGCCCAAGCAGUCAAGGACGUACUCAAGUCGAUCCUUGUCGCCGAAGCGACCAAAGUCCCCAAGGUCACCGCGCACUAUGCCGACUAUUUGCUUGACCCGAGCGGAGAUCAUUUUCUGCACGUCGCCACUGGCCGCAUCACGGCCGAACUGCUCGAUUCAGAUGCUCUCUUUGGCUCAUGUGUGUCCCAGGUCCCGUACCUUGGGUACCAGCGUUGGAUGGACUCGGUCAACAUGAACAACCCGGAGAGGUCGGCCCAGCGCGCGAUGUGGCUGGGCUUGGGAGCUGGUAUUCUAAGCCAGUAUUCGCGCGAGACAUGGUCGGACCAUUCGAUGUCCCUGGGCCGAACGUACACGGGGUCGUUAUUGACGAAGGUUACCCCUUGUGCAUUCUAA